Messenger RNA from Aspergillus costaricaensis CBS 115574, 2372 nucleotides. RefSeq lists its product as uncharacterized. NCBI's taxonomy places the organism in Eukaryota, Fungi, Ascomycota, Eurotiomycetes, Eurotiales, Aspergillaceae. Bases 1 to 2082 code for a protein of 693 amino acids. The record is from RefSeq and is a predicted model, not a curated record. The transcript is spliced from 14 exons.
AUGGCUUCCCUGAGGCUGGAAUCCUCUACUUCAUCGAUUGCACCCGCUGAACAGCCACCAUUUGAGGUUCCUAUUAUUGAUGACAAUGAGCCGCUCGUUGAUGUGGUUCGAAAACUACACAACUAUUUGGUCAUCGCUAUAAAUGAUGUCGCAUGCACCUUUGAAGAGCUAAGGUUCUCUCCUCAUGCGCAAAGUCUCCGGUUGCUCCUGUAUUCCUUGGCUGAAAAUUCGCACAAUCCAUGUAUAAUCGCCGCUUUGAUGAUCUUAAAAUGGCAAUUUACCAAUGAUGCUGAAACCGACUGGGGCUUGAAUGAAAGCCGGGGAUAUGCCUGUGAAUACGUUGCGUGGCAGUUCCUCUGUCAUGUCAAUCAGCGCGAGACCAUCGAGUUCCUUCUUGAGGAACUCAAAACCCCAAUGCAGGGCGGCAUGGAUAUCUCACAGGCAGAAAGAGGCACAUCUGGGUUCGCGACGAUGGGCAGCGAGGCCUUUCCGCAAGAGGACGAAAGGACACCCUUAUUAUUAAGCUCGUCAUCAUCGCUGUAUCGGUUCUUUGGUGGCAAGAGACGUGCAGGAAGUUCGCUUGACAUCAAUGAGCCGGGAUCCAACAUGUCUGCAAGUGACGCAUAUGAGCUUGAGAAGCUGUCAAGGUUUUUUGGGCUGAACGCACUCGAGAUAGCCACAAUCGCCCACGCCAAAAGAUUUCUGAGCCAGAAGGUGGUUCAGAAAGUAAUAGACAAUAUCUGGAAGGGCGAGAUUGUUUUCUGGGACUCUUUGAGCGUACAUUCAAAGAAGAAACCCCAAUUUUUCAACAAAAGAACCGCCGAUCCGUACUCCCGAUUGAGAGUGCCAGUGUAUCGAAAGGCCUUUGAAGCGGCCUUCUUUGUCUCGUUUCUAUUUCUCUAUUAUGCGGUAUUAGUCGAGAGGAAGCCUACUGGCAUAGGUAUCUUUGAGACUAUGAUGUAUAUCUGGAUCGCUGCCUUUGCAUACGAUGAAGUCAGCGGGAUGGCUGAUACCGGAAUGCUCUUCUACCAGAUGGACUUCUGGAGCGCUUGGAAUAUGGGCAUAAUUGGCACAGGCCUUGCCUUUGUCAUUGCCAGAAUUAUUGGACUAGCCAAACAAAGUGAUUACAUCACAGACCUGUCGUUUGAUAUUCUAUCGUUGGAGGCUUUGUUCCUGGUUCCAAGGAUCUGCUCCCUUGUGAGUUUGAACUCCUAUUUUGGAAGUCUGAUCCCUGUUCUCAAGGAGAUGACAAAAGCGUUUUUUCGAUUUAUUCCGAUAGUCGUAGUGCUAUACCUUGGGUUCCUGACCACCUUCACGAUGCUCGCCCGUGACCGCCUCUCUCUGCGGCAAAUGUCAUGGAUUUUGGUGAAAGUGUUCUUUGGGUAUGGCGGUGAAAAUGCCCCUCAUCGACCGCCAAUUUCCCCGAUCUUUGGCUACGGUCUGAUGUUGAUUUUCGUUUCGAUGACCAACCUUCUGUUGAUCUCGUCGUUGGUCAGUCUCAUGAGCAUGAGUCUGGAAGGGGUCAUGGCGCAUGCCCGAGAAGAGUAUCUCUUUCAACUGUCUAUCUACGUGCUCGAGAGCAGUAAUUCUCGGAGAUUGACGUAUUUCAUGCCUCCCUUGAACCUCAUUCCCCUCCUCUGUAUCCGCCCCAUGAGGCUCUUCUUACCUGCAGAGCACAUCCGCCGGGUGCGCAUCGUUCUGCUCCGGGCCACCCACCUCCCGUUUGUCGCACUGAUCUGGGCCUAUGAAUCUAGCCGCCGCUACGUCUCUCGGGGAAAUAGCCAAUUUCCACCAACUGCCACGACCACCACAAGCAGUCGACCAACAUCCUCCAUCCAGAUGGGGUUCCCUUUCUCCACGCACCAUGCCCCGCUCCAUGCCUCCGCACUGGAAGGGCGUUCGUGGGCAUCCAGCCGGCCUAAGGAACGGUCUAACCCGGGCCAGCAUCCCGAGGCGCGCGGACCAAGUUCGGGCCAGGCUGGGCGUGGUGACACCGCGGAUAUGAUCGACGAGGUGGAACGGUUGCGCACACAAGUGGAUCGAGUGGCUGCUCGGAUGGCCUUUCACCAGCGAAGCCAAUGAGGGUAAUUACAGAAAGUCGGGAGAGGUGUCAGAAAGUGGUAUAUUACGGUGCAGGGCAGAAGGAAUGGAAGGAGGGGAGGGGACCACAGCGGAAGGAUGGUAUACACACGCACCUGGCGUCAGGCCGGUGCCAGAGCCUAAAGCAUUAGCGUGAGCACCGGCCAGUGACCAUUUCGUAGGUCGGAGGGACGGAGUAGUUGGAGACCCGCCAGCGACGAACAACUUCUUUGUACGGAGUGCACUGGGCGAUUGUCGUUUGUAAUUUGUCAUUCUGUUGUAUUUCUUCAGCG